Adineta steineri is the source of this 1132-nucleotide messenger RNA. Lineage: Eukaryota; Metazoa; Rotifera; Eurotatoria; Adinetida; Adinetidae. The record is from the annotation of a GenBank genome assembly.
AUGAAUUCUAUAGGACAAACUACACAAAUACCUAACUAUUCUUGUAGUGACAAUAAUGCUUCUAUUCAUUUUACAUUAUCUUCAUCAUCUCAUUCAGCUUCAAAUUCAACAUCAAAUUGUUUUUUACAACAAUGUAUUGUAAACUCAAACAAUAAUAAUAAUAGUUGUCGUUCAUCAUCAACACCUUGUUUUGAUUAUCGAACGAUAAAUAAUAUUAGCUUUUGUGCACCUGGUAUUUUAUGUUCAAUAUUAGAAAGAUGUGAUAAUAUUACACAAACAUGUCCAUCAAAUAAUUCAAUAUGUAUUAUUAAUUCAUGUUGUUCUUCAUCACAACCAGUAUGUUUACCAUUGUUAGCAACACAAGUGUGUGAAAGAGGUAGAAAUACAUAUUAUUUACAUUUGAGACUCCAUCAAAAUCAAUUAGAACAAAUCAUUUUAUUCAUAGUUAUAGAUAAAGUAUCAUUCAUUUGUAUGAAAUUUCUGUCAAGUGAUACUUUUUUUUGUAAUAAAGACAAAUGUAAUAGACAGAAUAAUAUAGAUGUGUUUCAAUAGGAAUACUAUGGACCUAGUAGGGAUAUCUUAGAUAGAAUAGUAUGGAUCGCUCAGAAAUAUCUGAGUAGUGAUAUUGGUGAUUUCUUAGAAGUACUCUACUGAAAAUAAUAGAAAUUCGCUCAGGGUACCCCAGUAGUAUAUUAGAGGUUUUUUGACACAUUAUGCAGGGCAUACUAAGAAGCUUGCAGGAGGCACUCUAAUGUAAUACUAGGGGUCUCUAACUAGGUCUCUAAACUAGGCAAUACGAAUCGCUUAGGAGUACCCUAGGGAAGAUAUUAAGAUUUUCUUAACAAUAUCAUAGAGGUAAUAGUGAGGAUCUCUUAGGAUUACUUCAUAAGGAAUAUAUUGGAUCCACAUAGUAUCUCCAUAAAAUCGGGGAUAUAGCAUCUGGAGAAAUCCCAACAGAUAUAUUUUAUUAUACUAAAUAAUCGUAAGAAUCUUUACUAUUCUUUUUAAAAGGUAUAGAGUAUUACCAAUUUGUCUUUAAUGUCAAUCAGCUCUCAGAACUGACUGACUGAAUAGUUCAAUUCUUCGCAUAUGAAUUGUUCAAGUGGGUUAAUUCAGAUCAAAGAACGAGUGU